GUACGUGCUCUAUGGGCGUUCAUUGAAACAAAAACAAAACAUUGAAUUGCAAAAUUUUGUGAAAUAAAAUAAAUUUCUUGGCUGUAAAUCGCAGUAAUCGUCGCAAAAAGUGUCAAAAACGGAUUUUAACAAAAUGUCUGAUCAAAUUUUUGGUUGGGAGCUGACUUACAAAAGCGUCGAGUCAUCCUUAGAAAGCAGCACCGACGUCAUAAUCACGUUCAUUCACUUUAUCUUGUUGAAAAACAAAUUCAAAUGCAUCGGAAUCGGCGACGACAAAACUCUCACAGAAGCUGACAAGGCGGCGCAAAGCGAAUUACUGCCCGACGGAUGGAAUCACAUGGGCGGCAUUUACAAAUUACGCUACACCUGCAACGACAAACUCUACAUUUUGCAAGCGAUGCUCUCCGAGGAUCUCUUCAUUGCCAAUCUCCUGGAUGCCGAAACGCUGAAUUUGUCAAACGUUGCUCUGGUUGUACGCGACACCGUGACGGAGGAAAAUCGAACAGCAGCAAAUGCGAUAAAAUCACCGAGCGAAAUUCUCGAUCGCAUCACGAAGGAAUUAGUCGAGCCCGUGUUCAAAGGCACGCAAUCGAGCACGCAAACACAAACGGAGCCACGACGAGACCCGUUGCUUGCUGAUCCGCUUCGUGUUGGACCGUCGCGACAACCGAAUCCCUUGUUAGACGUCAAUCCAAGUUUUCCCGGUAUCGGGCGCGGGGAUUUAGAUCCCUUCGGAAGAGGCGGCGGAAUGUUGUUCGAUCCGCGAAGUGAUUUGGGUCCAUUAGGUCCGUUUGGGCCACGACGCCCGGGAAGUAAUCCGAUGCCUGGAGCGCCGCCGGGAUCGCGUUUUGAUCCGUUUGGUCCGCCGAGACCUGAUCGAUUCGAGCCAAAUCCAGAUCAUUUUAGACCUCCGGGAUAUGAUGAUAUGUUCAUGUAAAAAUUCAAGAGAAAGAAAAAGAAAAAUUGGAGAAAAUGUAUCCUUAUAGAUUUAAUUAAAAGUUUUUUCUAACAAAUUUUAAUGAUUUUUAAUGAAAAAAAGGCUUCUUAAUUA
Messenger RNA from Culicoides brevitarsis, 1051 nucleotides. RefSeq names its product proteasome inhibitor PI31 subunit (gene PI31). The transcript has a single exon. Gene Ontology annotation, molecular function: proteasome binding; endopeptidase inhibitor activity. Lineage: Eukaryota; Metazoa; Arthropoda; Insecta; Diptera; Ceratopogonidae. Gene Ontology annotation, biological process: proteasome-mediated ubiquitin-dependent protein catabolic process. Bases 134 to 937 code for a protein of 267 amino acids. The record is from RefSeq and is a predicted model, not a curated record.